AUGGCAUCGUCAAUCACUGAGGCGCAGGCUGCACUCAUCAGCUCCCUGACUCCUGAUGACAUCCCUCACAAACUACGAUGUGCAAAUUGCAGCAAGCUUGCUGUCAACGCAUUCCGUUUACCCUGUUGUGAACAAGCGAUUUGCGAAACAUGUCACGCGAGUCUACCAUCGUCCUGCCCCGUCUGCGAGCACUCGCCGCUCUCUGCCGAUGAUUGCACCCCGAACAAAUCGCUACGUACCACGAUCAAGGUGUUUCUUCGCACUGCAGAGAAGAAACGGGAAGCAAACAAACCCAAAGACAUCCCAGAGCCAGCUCCCGAAACACCAGUCCAAGCUGCUCCGUUACUGAAGUCCGAGGGCGGCCAGGCAGGCGCCGACAGAGAGGCCACCACCAAUGCAGGCCAAGCAUCGAGUGUCUCUGCCGCCGACACAUCAACUGUACCCACACUUGGUGUAGUGCAGAGCGAUACUGAGAAUAUUCAGCAGCAGCAGGGUACCUCUGAUGCCCAACAAGAGGAUCCUAACACGGCCAACAACGUUCAGGACGAAAACGACGACGACGCGGACGAAGAUUCGGAUGAUGAUGUUAUCAUCACCACAAAGCGCCUGGAGCAACCUCCCCAAGAGAAUGAGGAGGUCGAAUACGCCGAAGAAGACAACCAGGGCGAGGAGGAAAACGGGAACGGGCAGGCGCCACACGGAAACGGUUUCUCGAACCAAAUGUUUCCCGGGGGUGGCGAUCUUAACCAAAUGCAGAUGAUGAUGGCCAUGCAGAACAACAUGGGCUUUCCGAUGAUGGGCAUGCCGGGCAUGAACGCGGACCCGAUGAUGCAGAGCAUGUUCAUGAAUGGAGGCUUUCAAGGCAUGGGCAUGAACGGCAUGGGAGGGUUUGGGGGCGGCUACGAUAAUAACUGGAACGGUUCUCAGUCAUGGAAUUUCGACCAGAAUAAUUUCAAUCAAAAUGCCGCUGGUAUGAACACUGGUGACUAUGGGAACUAUAACUCUGGCUUCCAGACAGGCUACAACCAAGGUAAUUAUGGCCAAUAUAAUAACUAUCGCCAGCACAAUUACCGUGGUCGUGGCCGUGGCCGCGGAUACUAUGGAGGAUACGGCCGUGGUGGCUUCCAGAACGGCGGCAACUACCAUGGCCAAGGCCAAAUACAGCAGGGCCAGAUCGAUACUUCUGCUCAGUCAUUUUCGCAGGCGAGCAACCAAGGUGACGCCCAAAGUGUGACCCAGGACAAGGAAGGUAGCCAGCCCGCCGAUGUGCCCGUGAAUGCCCCGACGGGCCCAAAAGCGAUGCGCCAAGGUCUACCAAACACCAGUCUACAUCAUCUCCGCGCAAGGGGCUAUCAAGUCGGCGACGGUGCUGCAGAUGGCUCUGCUGAUAGCCAGACUAGAUCUCAGUAUGAUGACACUGAGCGAGACAUCGAUGGAGCUGAUCGCAGAUCGGCGCCUGGCGACCAGGAUCGCGACUACUCAUAUGAACAGUCUCGAGCGACUAGUAGAGGACAUAGUCGCAGUCGCAGCCGAGGAGAUAAAAGCUCUCAUCGGCGAGCACGAGACCGCUCGCAGACUGCUGAUGGCGACUGGUAUGACGAUGAUUCCUACAGUCGUAGUAGAAAGCACAAGAGCCGCAAACACUCUUCACGGCACGGCGAGGACGAGUCGCGAUACGAAAAGGGCGUUGGUGAGCGAUCGAGGUCAGCCUCCCCAGAAGAGGGGAAGAAGUCAAGUCGCCAUAGCCGCCGCGAGAGAGACUCGGAUCGUCACCGUGACAAAGACAAACAUCGCGAUGAGAAAACGAGUAGCCAUAGAUCGCACAAAGAUCGGGACAGGGACAGAGAUCACGAUCACUCGCGGCGCAGAGACAAGGAUAAGGACCGCGACCGUGACCGCGACCGUGAUCGUCGUGACCGACACCGAGACCGUGACCGUGAUCGUGACAGGGACCGCGAUAAGGACAAGGACCGUCGCGAGCGCAAAGAUCGCCCAAGAGACCGCGACCGCGAUCGUGACCGAGAGAGCAGAGCCGACAAGAAGCACUCGGCAGACGGGGGGGUCUCGACGCCCGCUGAGGCGAGCAACGGCGGCAGCGGCAGCACGACCAAAGAUCCGCACACCCUGGAGCGCGAGGCGCGCAAUCGCGAGCGUUUGCUGAAAGAGGCUCAGCGCAUUGCCGGCCUGGGCAGUGGCAACGGGGGCACGAAACGCAGCCGCGGCGGCGGCGGCGGCGGCGGCGGGGAAGACGGCACCGACAGCACCGGCAGCCGCAAGGGGCGACGUACCACGGACGGGAGCCGUCGCAGCGACGCCGCGCCUGCCGUGGACUACGAUGACGACGGCAAGGAUCGUGCGGGCAGCCGGCGAUACGACUAG
Molecule: messenger RNA, 2379 nt
Organism: Akanthomyces muscarius
Lineage: Eukaryota; Fungi; Ascomycota; Sordariomycetes; Hypocreales; Cordycipitaceae
Exons: 5
Coding region: 1-2379 (792 amino acids)
Source: RefSeq, a predicted model, not a curated record